Molecule: messenger RNA, 6105 nt
Organism: Pseudophryne corroboree (corroboree frog)
Lineage: Eukaryota; Metazoa; Chordata; Amphibia; Anura; Myobatrachidae
Gene: NFATC1
Product: nuclear factor of activated T cells 1
Exons: 11
Coding region: 573-3602 (1009 amino acids)
Biological process (GO): calcineurin-NFAT signaling cascade; regulation of transcription by RNA polymerase II; cytokine production
Cellular component (GO): transcription regulator complex
Molecular function (GO): DNA-binding transcription factor activity, RNA polymerase II-specific; RNA polymerase II cis-regulatory region sequence-specific DNA binding; transcription factor binding
Source: RefSeq, a predicted model, not a curated record
AGGGACAGAGGAAGGUGCUGCUGUGUAUGGGGGGUGUUUUCCAGCUUUAAAAAGGCAGCAGCAGGCACAUAGUAGGUCUGCGUCAGAGAGAGACUUGGAGACUUUGCUGAACUCCCAGCUUAACACAAACAGCUACAGAGAGGGAAAGAAAUAACCAACUCCCUGAACUCCUGACUUUCCUCACUCCCUGUAAUUAGUGCAUGCCACUCCAGGCACCCAGUAUAGCACACAGACACACUUGCACACAUGUACCAAUGCAAGAGCUCUGACUGUCACCUGUCUGCAGAACUAAACUGACUUCUGCAGAUUUUCUAGCGUCUCAUCAGAAAGCAGAGUCAGAGGCUAUCACAGGGGUAGUUUAGAAGUAAGUUGCAUGCUGCAAGACAUUGGACAGGAUCCGUUCACACAUCUCGAGCACCUUGUGCAAUAAUAUAGCUCAGUAUUUCACAGUGUUAUAAUUAGUUUGCAGUGAAGACAGUCCCCGUCUCUCUCAGACCUCGGCCACUCAUCAGGUGGAAAGAGUAAGUCCCGGGGUACAGAGCCAGCACAUAAUUGCUCGGAUCACCGAGUGGAUGCCACGCACUAGUGUAGCAGCUGCCGCUCCUUCCAGUCUUCCCCUCGGUCCGCUGUUCCAGACCUGCGUCAGAGACAGUGUGGAGUUCCAGCCCUUCUUCCCAUUCAUCAUGAAGUCGGCGGAGGAAGCACCACCAUAUUCCAUAGCACUGUACAAUCAAAGACUCUAUUCAGACACAUCAGUUCCUGCCCCAGUGGAUAGUAUGUGUUUGGCUCAUGGGAGGAAACUGGAUCAUCUGGAGGAAACCCACGCAAACAUGGGGAGAACAGACAAUGUCUAUGCAAUUAGCCCUCCGGUCAGAAUCAAACCCAAAGCCCCAGCACUGUUGAAAAACUAUAACUAUGCAUCUUCCAAUUUAAGUGCCAGCCUCUCGCUUGGUGUGAUGAAUUCUUCAUUAUCAACUCCAUGCCAUGGCCUGCAAUCAUUAAACCCAGUCAUUCCCAUUAUUCCAUCAGCAAGUCAUUCAUCUGGAUAUGGAGGGAAUCUUGAGAGUGAAGCCUCUGGAUACUACUUGUCUCCGAACAUAAGGCCUAAUGGAGCUCCAUUAGAAAGCCCUAGAAUUGAAAUCACAUCAUGUCUGGGGAUGCACAGUGGCAAUAACCAGUUCUUUCAUGAAGGAGAUGUAGACGAAUCAAUGCCUAACUCUAAACGGGCACAUUCUACUGCAACAUUGAACUUGCCAAAUGUUGAGACUUACCGAGAUCCAUCUUGCUUGAGUCCAGCAAGCAGUUUGUCUUCCAGAAGCUGUAACUCUGAAGCUUCUUCUUUUGAGUCAAAUUACUCCUAUCCAUAUACUUCCCCUCAGACCUCCCCAUGGCAGUCACCGUGUGUAUCUCCCAAAACCACUGAUCCAGAAGAAGGCUAUCAGAGAAGUAUGGUUGCCUGUACAUUGCUCAACUCACCCAGGCAUUCCCCAUCAACAUCUCCCAGGACAAGUAUUUCAGAGGAAAAUUGGCUCACUGCUCCUAACUCGCGACCAACAUCUCCAUGCAACAAAAGAAAAUACAACCUUAAUGGUAGACAGACAUCCUACUCACCACACCAUUCUCCAACUCCAUCUCCUCACAAUUCCCCCAGAGUUAGCGUCACUGAUGAGACCUGGUUGGGAAACACUCACCAGUAUACAAGUUCAGCUAUAGUGGCAGCCAUUAAUGCUCUUAGCACUGACCCCAUAGACAUGAAUGAUGGCAUUCCAAUUAAGUCCAGAAAGACUGCAAUAGAUCACACCUCAACUAUGUCUCUUAAAACAGAGCCCAUUUGUGAUGAGCAUGGCACAUUAUCACCAGCUGCUGACUUAUCACCAGAAGAAUAUUCUGGAUUCCACCACAUCAGGAAAGGGAAUUUCUGUGAUCAAUUUUUAUCAGUUCCACAGCAUCCUUAUCAAUGGGCCAAACCAAAGAACAUUUCUCCUACAUCCUACAUGAGUCCCUCUCUGCCUGCCCUUGAUUGGCAUCUGCCAUCCCAGUCAGGACCUUAUGAACUGCGCAUUGAAGUGCAGCCCAAAUCUCAUCAUAGAGCUCAUUACGAGACGGAAGGAAGCCGAGGGGCGGUGAAGGCCUCUACGGGAGGACAUCCCAUUGUGCAGCUACAUGGGUAUUUAGAAAGUGAGCCACUCACUAUCCAGCUGUUCAUUGGCACGGCAGACGAUCGCCUGCUGCGACCUCACGCCUUCUAUCAAGUACAUCGCAUCACAGGCAAGACCGUUUCCACCACAAGCCACGAAACCAUCAUCUCCAACACCAAAGUCUUGGAAAUCCCACUGCUGCCUGAGAACAAUAUGAAAGCCAUUAUUGAUUGUGCCGGUAUACUAAAGCUGCGCAAUUCGGACAUUGAGUUGCGGAAAGGAGAAACUGACAUUGGACGUAAGAACACUAGGGUGCGCCUUGUGUUCCGUGUACACAUUCCACAAGCCAAUGGGAGGACCCUGACGCUGCAAGUGGCAUCCAAUCCAAUUGAGUGUUCCCAGCGAUCUGCUCAGGAAUUGCCUUUGGUAGAAAAACAAAGUACUGACAGCUUCCCGGUGACUGGUGGGAAGAAAAUGGUUGUGACUGGCCACAACUUCCAUCAAGAUUCCAAAGUCGUAUUUGUUGAAAAAGCCCCAGAUGGACAUCAUGUAUGGGAAAUGGAAGGAAAAACUGAUAAGGAAAUGUACAAGCCAAACUCGCUAGUUGUGGAGAUCCCACCUUUUCGCAAUCAGAGAAUAUCCAGCCCAGUUCAAGUCAACUUUUAUGUCUGUAACGGGAAGAGGAAAAGAAGCCAGUACCAGCAAUUCACCUAUCUGCCAGCCAAUGUUCCAAUUAUAAAAACAGAGCCCACUGAUGACUAUGAGUCAGCUCAAAUAUGUGGCCCAAUGAACCAAGGAUUAACUCAACUGUCCAAAUCAUACUACGGCCAACAGAUUUUGAUGCCUUCUGAUCCUGGUUCGUGUCUUGUAUCUGGCUUCACGUCCUGUCAGCAAAGAAACACUGUGAUGUCAUCAUCUCCAAACUCAAGCCCCAACCUUCAUGACCUUUCAACUUCUGCAUACAACAAAUGCAUCUCGAAUCCUGGUCACACUCAGCUUGGACUUCAGCCCAGUGGAGGUGUCCCCACCAUACAGGAAGUGCCACGGUCUAUAGUUGUGCACCCAAGUUCUCCCGAUCAGUCAUCCCACAUCAUGCUGCAGCCGCAGGUGAGUCUCCAUCAGAGCAGUAGCUGUCCCCUUGGUUAUCAACAAACAGUCUAUCCCAACAGUCCCUCUUCUCCAGUUCCGUCUAUUACCCAAGAGCCAUCCUAUUUGCUGCCCUGCAGUCCAACUCACUCAUCAGUAAUGGGCCAACCACAGCACCAACAGCAGAAGGUUCAGAGAAAUGAAUCUCCAACCACUCAACCACUGUCACUGCCAGAGUUGCAUGAGGACAGUAAUCAUAAUUUGGCCCCUAUUCCUGUAACCAUCAAGCGUGAGCCUGAGGAAUUGGAUCAGUUGUACUUGGAUGAUGUAAAUGAAAUCAUAAGAAACGACUUGUCAAGCAACAAUGUCCAUUCAUAGCCAUGGCAAUCAUGGACUUUCAUAGAUGGAUUUAUCUGUCACCUAUCUGCUGUGGAGUGAAGAAGAUUGAGUUAUGAAUUGGAUUCAUAUCACCAGGUCCUUCUUUCAUGUACAGACGUUUCUAUCUUGGUUACAGCAGAUACAUUUAGUCUUCAGCUGAAUUAUCAUCUCAAAUAUAGCAAGAAACAGACAUUGUGACUAUGUAUUGAAUGGAAUAAAACUGAAAUACUUGACAAAAGCUGAGGACCAGGAACCACAACUGAUCCACUUGGCACCACUGGAUCCCGGCAGUGCCUUAAAUGUUCCUAUUUGUGGCAUUAGGAUGAAUAAAAAGCUUUCUGUUAGCUACCAAAAGAAGUAUUUUCGGUGCAAUGAACUACAAAGCAACUGUUCAGCUUGCUGAAUUUGAUGGUAGCAAACUAUGUCCUAAAGAAUGUAAAAGCAAUGCUUGGAUGUAUGUACACAGACUGUCACUGCUGCACGUCAUAAGUCUCUGCUCCUCAAACAACACCAACUUCUAUGACUCUAUUCUGUAUGUGUGUGUGUGUGUAUAUAUGUGUAUAUAUAUAUAUAUAUAUAUAUAUAUAUAUAUAUGUAAACCUAUUUAUCCAUCCAACUACCUAUCUAUAGCACAAGGAAUGACACUCCAUAUGCAAUAUAUCGCUACAUAAAUGGAUAUGCACUUUAUCCAUUUGGAGUGCCUUUCCUUGAGCUAGAUUGGAUUUUGCUCUGGCACCCAAACUGAAAUUGUUUUGAAAUUGCCUGCAAAAUGUGAAAUAUAUAUAUAUAUAUAUAUAUAUAUAUAUAUAUAUACUGGUCAAAGUGGGCUUGUAUACUGUUUUAGUUGUAAAACGGACAAAUUCCAUCCACUUAUAUUAGCCAUACUGCCACAUCUUCAUUUCCAAUUCAAUCACAAUCAUAGUAUAUAUUAUACGUAUGUAUAAUGAAAUAAAGCCCUCCCCGCACACAAUCUGUUAUAGGUGUAGGACAAUUCUAUCAGUGGCUGCACCUCCUUGUACCUCCUCACCUGCCAGUGACUUAAAUUACAGAUUUUCACAAAGAGUAGACAGGUGGGCACUCAUAGUGCACCAUAUAAAUACAGUACUAGAUAGUAUAAGAAGUGACUUCUGACUCUCAGAGGAGGCUGUUCACUCAAAUACUGUGUGCAUGCACCACUUAAUGUAUUUUUCAUUUAGAAAAGCACAACUUAUAACUGCAAUAUACAGUAUAUAUAUAUAUAUAUAUAUAUAUAUAUAUUUAUUUGUCUUAAUUUAGAUCCAGAGCACACAUCAGACAAAAGCACAGCACACAUCAGACAAAAGCACACAUGAGUACAUUGCACAUAACAUGUAUGUUAAUGCAUAAUUUAAUCCCAGGAUAAUGCUGCCAGUUCCAAACAUCUGUUCCCCUCCACUGACAUAAGUGGUUCCUUACUAAGACAUAUUGGUUUACACACACGUUAACCAAUGCACCAUUAUCCUCCAUUGCCCGGCAGGUGGAUGCUCUUAUUUUACAUAAAAAGGACUUGCCUGCUUUAUAGCAAAGCAAUUAUUUUAAGCUAAGAUGUUGCCUGCCAUACCUUCAUACUCCAUGCAUAGCAUUUGGUCUGCACCCUGAUACACGGGUGGGUAUAUUAUAUGCAUUGUGUUGCGCAAACAUGACAGCAAGCACUUUAAAGAAAACAAAAACAUUGCAUUAAACUAAAAGCAGCAAAGUGUAAUUUGUACAUAGGUGACUGUAAGAUUGUAAAUAUUUAUUUGGUUCCACAAAAGCCUUAUAUCUCUAUAGUCCUUCUGCAGAAGGUGCAGUUGACAAUCAGCUGUUAUUAAACGACACUUCCUAGGAAUACUCCUUACAUGCUGGGAGCUGUAAUUCAACAACAGCUGAGAGACACCGACUGCCUCAGACUCUGUGGGGGAAUGUUACCAAAAACAUGGCUGACAAUGCAGUGCUAUGUGACAUGUAUCCAUGUUCAUUAAUAUAAUUUGGAGUAUAGUAGAAAUAUAUAGUAUGACCCUGUUAAGUAAGUAAUGUACAAGUAGCAGCUUAAUAUCACUAAAUAUACAUUUUUAUUACAUGUAACCAAACUAGCAUGGUCUAAUUGAAAAUGAACUGUAACUAAUGUUGUGCCUUAGUAAUCAACGCCCUCUUCUGGAAAUAUGCCUGAAUUACAAUCUGAUUGAAGGUAACUGGCUUGAAUAACUAUAAUGCUGUGUAUUAUGUCUUACUUUUUGAAAGAAAAUAAAAAGCCAUAUUUAAUAUUUGCACAUUACUGUGAUACAUUGAAUAGAUUAUAUGGCUUCUGUGUACAAACCAGGCUUUUAAUUAUUGUAAUAACUAUCUUAUAAUUUUUUUAUGUGUAAUCAAGAGUUGUUUAACUUAUAUAUCACUAUAAGAUUUGCAUGAUAAAUGUAUAAUAGAUGACCAAGUAGACAAUUCAGUGCUCAGAGACUUCGUUUGCUGGCUAUUCCUGAAUAAUAAAAGCAAUAUUAUGAAGCCAGUA